AAUAAAAACGCCAUGACUGACCCUCUCAACCCAACGCGUCUGCAAAAUCAUCCCGCUCUUGCAAGAAUUAUUGAAAGCGGGCGGACAAAUUUGCCAACCGGAAUAACUACCAGUGGAGCACUUUCUGCAUAUGCUCAAAAUGCGGCUGCUAUCAUCAGAGACAAUCGUGAAAGGGAGAAGGUUGAAAUUGCAGAUUUGAAUAACCGAUUGGCACGAUAUGUAGAGAAGGUGCGCUUCCUUGAAGCACAAAAUCGAGUUCUUGAAAACGACAUUGGUGUUUUCCGUAAUGCAGCACACACACAUUCGGAACGAAUUGCUGUCUAUUUUGAAUCCGAAAAAGCCUCGCUUUUCACUUUGGUCCGUGAAAACAAAGCUAAGAUCUCGACGGCUGAGCAAAAUAUCAGAAAACUGGAGCCAGAUGUGAUUUCUGCAAAGAAAAAUUUGGAAAGCUCUUUCCAGCUGAGAGUUCAAACAAGAGAAGACAAAAGAAGUCAAAUGAAAAUUUUGUCAAACCUGGAGGCAGAGAAUUCUUACAUCAAACGUCUCACAACUGACUGUGAAGAAGAAAAAAGCCGUGUCCACUCUGAAAUUUCGCGUCUCCGAAGUGAUAUCAAACGAGUGCAUGCACUGCGAGACAAAGAACGCAGCAAGCACUCAAGUUCGUCUCAAGAGUUAUUGAAGCGUCUUAACGGGUGCAUUUCACAACACGACAUUGCCAUUCGAGAGGAAAUUAGCAAGGCUAGACGUGACACAACAAACAAGAACAGGGACUAUUUCCACAAUGAGCUGCACGCGGCGAUGAAAGAGAUUCGAGACCGAUUCGAGAAGGAUUCACGUGCCGCCAGAAAGACAUGGGAGGAUUGGUAUCACAAAAAGAUCACGGAAAUCAAGAAGGGAUCCGAAAGCUAUAGCUCAAUACAAAACCAGGCAAGAGAAGAGAUUCUUCGAAUUAGGUCGAUUGUCAACGAGUUCCGAGGAAAGCUUUCAGAUUCUGAAACUAUCAAUCAACAACUUAUCAAACGAAUCGACGACUUGCACUUCCAAGACAAGGAAAAUCUAAGAUUGUUCGAAAUUGCACUCAAUGAAAAAGAAAAUCUAGUAAUUAAAAUGAGAGAGGAAUGCACAAAACUUUCAGUGGAACUUGACAAAUUAGUAGAGAACCAGAUCAACUUGCGAAACGAAAUCAACCAUUACCGCAAACUAAUGGAAAACGCUGAGCACCUCCGUACCACAGUUCAAACCCACGUGACCUAUAAUGCUCCACCGCCACCCUUGCCACAGUCAGGCCCUAGAACAACUUCCUACCACGCCUAUGGUUCGGCAUACAACGAUUCCUUAUUGUAACAACUUCGAUUGUCAUGUUUUUGUUAAUUUUGAGUAUUGUAAUUUCACAAUUUCAAACCACCCAUGUUCAAAUGUACGGCUUGAACUUGCAAAAGUUUGAAGAAUUUAUUUUUCUCAAUUUUCAUGUUAUUUAUAUGUUUUAUGAAUUAACGAAUAAAAUGUUUUAUUU
Caenorhabditis elegans is the source of this 1513-nucleotide messenger RNA. RefSeq names its product Intermediate filament protein ifd-2 (gene ifd-2). The transcript is spliced from 7 exons. NCBI's taxonomy places the organism in Eukaryota, Metazoa, Nematoda, Chromadorea, Rhabditida, Rhabditidae. The record is from RefSeq and is marked reviewed. Gene Ontology annotation, cellular component: cytoplasm. The coding region runs from base 13 to 1344 and encodes 443 amino acids. Gene Ontology annotation, biological process: cytoskeleton organization.